Messenger RNA from Papaver somniferum (opium poppy), 897 nucleotides. Its product is annotated as serpin-ZX-like. Lineage: Eukaryota; Viridiplantae; Streptophyta; Magnoliopsida; Ranunculales; Papaveraceae. The transcript is spliced from 4 exons. The coding region runs from base 1 to 897 and encodes 298 amino acids. The record is from RefSeq and is a predicted model, not a curated record. Gene Ontology annotation, molecular function: serine-type endopeptidase inhibitor activity.
AUGACCAUCGAAAAGAAACUAAAAGUAAAGCCUCCCUCAUUCAAAACUCAUGGAUCAGCAACAAGGAAAACUGUGAAGGCAGAAACUAGUAACAAAAGCACCGCCAAUUCAUGCAUGAAACUAGUCAAGGAUGUCCGGUUAAAAGAAUCGAAGAACAAGAAUUUUGUAUUCUCUCCAUUCUCAAUAGACACUGUGAUAUUAGGCUUACUCAACUCUGAAAGCCUCGACAAUCUAAAUUGUGGUAAUUCUAAACUCAUUGACUCAUGCGGAAAACGGAAGGAACCCAAACUUUGUUUUGUUGGUGGUGUUUGGACUGAAAAAUCUUGUCCCAUUAAACCUUCAUACAAAAGAGUUACCGCCGCAGUAUAUAAAGCAGAAGCCAAAGCUGUGGAUUUCAAAAAUCAGAGCAAUAAGGUGCUGAACGAGGUGAAUAACUGGGUUGAAAACAAAACCAAUGGAUUAAUCAAAAAUCUUAUUCCCAACAGAGCAGUCAAUGAAGACAAUCAAAGUUUGGUUCUGACGGGAGAAUUCAAGGUUCCGAAGUUCAAAAUCCUUUUUGAUUUUGAUGCAUCAAGAGUACUCAAGGUAUUGGGCGUAGUUUUGCCUUUUGAUCCAUCCAAAGCAGGGCUGACAGAGAUGGUUAAUAUUGAUGGUACCUGUAAGCUUCAUGCUGAGAAAGUUUUUCACAAGUGUUUUGUUGAAGUUGAUGAAAAAGGAACCGAGGCUGCUGCUUCUACUGCUGUUUGCGGCAUGUAUGUAUCUGCUCGUCGUACUGGUCGUGCUAAACCUCGUGUCGAUUUUGUGGCCGAUCAUCCUUUCAUGUUCAUUAUACGAGAGGAGCAAAGUGGCAUGGUGUUGUUCAUGGGACAUGUCCUCAACCCAUUGUUAAAAUUUUGA